CCGCGACUCUACAAAACGACGAAAGAUCAUAUUUUAUGUUGUCUGAAAGUUCGGGGUAUGGCGUCGUUGACGAUAUUAGGGUAAAACUCACCCAAACUAGAACUUAGGUGAACACGCGAAUCGCCUACGCGUGUACUUGUUUCCGUUGGCGUUUUGCCACGCGGAGCAGCAACGGUGACACGAAACGAGCCAAUGAAGCAGGCAUCGAGUAAGCGCUAGUUAACCAGCUACUCGGUUUAACAUUUAAACGCGCCGCCUGAUCGCUGGCCCGCUCCUCUUACGAGGCGCACGCGUUUCACGCUUCUCGGUUAUAUUUGGUACGCGUGACCACGGUGAACGUGCAUGCGAACGUAGAACCGUGGAACACGUCGAGAACCACCACGAUUCCCCUUUUUUUUAUUACUCCUUCGUCUUCUUAUCUUCGCUCCACUAACUUUUUACUAUUAGCUCAUGCGGCUAGGAUGUUACUAAGAAAUUUUAAUGACGGUAGCACUGAAUCUUUAUAUGUAACAUUUUGUAACUGAAGAGUUAUAUGACUCUAAAUCUCUUUUUAUCUGUUUCUUUUACUAUGUUUCACUAUACUCAAGUUUAUCAUCAAGCAAUUAAUUAUUUUUCUUUUUUUAUGGGAAUAAAUAGUCGUGGUCUCUUCCGUAAUUUUUUUUUAAGACAAAUAAGAAGAGAUAUGAUAGAGGAGACGAAUGUGCCGCGAUGUGUGACUCCGCGUGAAAAUUUGCAGCUUCUAAAUCUAAUCUAGACACUACGAAAAGGUCGUAAAAAUUUAAUCGAGAACGAAUACGUAACAUUUUCCAUUUGGCUAUGGAAUUGAUCCAAAGUCCUAUAUUAACCUUUAUCAAUAACCACGAUCACCGAUAAAAGCGGACCAAUCUCUAUUUUAAAAAUUCCGAGAUGAACAACCGAGCUCCUUCCUUCUCUUAUCAGCUAGAUAAGCAUAGACCUGACGAUAAAAAAUCGUCGGGAGAAAAGCAGAUCAAAGUACGUCACUGUUUGAUCGCAUGCACAGAAGUCUCGUUCUUUCUCGGUGACGCGUUGAACUCAUGCUCUCGAUCUUACAAUUGAUCGAAUUCCUAGUUCAUAAUAAAACAGUCUCGGUGCCGGCCUUAGACUCCCUCAAGGCGUUUCGCCGUCCGAAACAUCGUGUCGUAAAACUUCGUCGAUCGAGCAUCGAACAGUUUCGAGCGAUUACCGCCGCGAGUAUUUUCGCGCGGAUUAUAACCCGUCGUGUUUAAACCGUGGACCUCUGACGAUGCACGAAGAGAGAGACGGCUUUCGGCGGUGCCAGGAAAGUUUUUGAAAAACGUGGGCGACUCGCGAACUACGACGUUAUUUCGUAGCGCGGAACGUAUUUAUACCGCUAUUUUGUGUGAACCCGCGACGACUUCGAUAUCAUCGAAUCUACGGCCUUGAAGACAAGAGGCAGCUACAUUUUAUUAAUAGUCCCACGAACUUCGCUACUAAUCUGCUGACGAUUGUACUAUGCUGUUUCGAGGCUUCGAGUUUGGGGUCGAUCGUUGGGAAAUAGCGGUUCCAAUUUUUGUUCUCAUUAUUUAGAGGAGGGAUGUAUUAGUGCAUCGGUUUAUAAAGUGUACGCAACGCUGGUUAUUAAUCAAGAUACGGUGUCAAAAUUUCAGAUAAGAAAUAACACUAAUACUCGACUAUAUUUCUAAAGAAUGUAUUAUAUAUAUUCGUAUGAUGAGUUAGUUUGUCGGUUAGAUGGUUGAGAAAUUAUGUCAAUGACGUUCGAUAUAUUGAUAACGAUCUCACAAUAGUCGGUUUGAAAUAUCUGCACUUUUUUUUAAGGUAGCUUAUCUGAUAUUAAUUCUCAUAUAUAUUCUUCUCUUUUGCUGCUUCCCUUCUUCAAUUUGGCGGUUCCACUCGACACAGGAUUCUGACGCGUAAUCGAAAUUCGUUUCACACUCAUAACAGUAAUCAGAUUUUCCCACAUUUCUAAUUACUGAUCGUUCUUCAACUGAUGAUAAACUUUAUCAUGCCAAGAUAGCUCUUGAUCUUCACUGAUUGCACUUCAACUUCAGAAUUCUGCCGAUGGUGCAACGAUCUCGUUCGGCACUGCGUAGCAUCCGACUUAUGAGCUGUUCUAAUUCCUCACGAUAUGUAUCCCCGGCAUCGGUGUAGAUCGGAAUUUAAUCGUGCGGGACUACGAAAGUUCUUGCUCUCGUUCGCACUACCUACGAUUUCGUAAUUUCUAUAUGUGUCAAGGUGCGCGCCGUUUAAACAGAGAAAGAGAGUCGACACCACGCACGCGUCCGCGAAAACGAGAUCCUCCCGUGCCUCCCGGUGAACCCCUUUCGUCGACGAUUCACCGUAAGCUUCAUCAACGACCUCUCCGUGCACCAGGAAGCAGACUACGUUGCCAAGACCCGAUCCUGAGCGUAGCGUGCUGAUCUCCAUCAUUCCGAAUAAGCUUUGGGACAAAUUUACGUAAUACUCUCUCGCACUCUCGAUCUUUCUUCUUCCCUUUUCCGUCGCGUCUCUCUCCCACCUCUUUCUCCGUCGUUUCUCUCGUCGUUCGCUUUCGAACGAAAGAAAGAGAGAACCCCGGGACGAAGGGAAAGAAGAGACCGCGGGAACGGUCGCUCGGAGCCGUGCUAGCUCACCACCGCUGCCCGGUAUUUUUAGUGCAAGAGUAUUUGGCGGGGAGCACCGAAUCGCCUCCUCGUCUUCGUGAACGGUCGACGUCGGCCGUCGUCUCCGUGACCGCCGUUUUGCUUGAUCGUGUGCCUCUCUUUAGUGCCGUCCUCGGCGUCCCUCUUGCGCGAUCGACUAUGCUCGCACCUCCGGGCGAGUGAUGCACCUGCGGAACCAGGGGCGCGUUGUCAUUGCCCGCUCGCUGGAUCAUUCGAAUCUCUCCAUUCUUCGUGCUAUUCUUUAUUCGCUUUAUAUACGUGCGUGAGAUUCCUCCAAUUUGUUUCGAUUUAUACGCCGCGCGAGGAGAAUCAGGUGAAAUCCGACGGAGCGACCUUGAAGAGGCUAUCUCGAUCAUAAUCGGUUCUGGGAAAACGUGGAAUAAUCUGUGACGUGUACAGAGAUCGUGCAAGAAGCGAUUCAAAGUGCGAAAACAAACAGGAUUAAGAGGAAGCUGCCGCGUGAAAUAAUAAGUUUGCCAAGUCGAUUUUAGCCAGAUCCAAGGUGGUGUCUCUUUUAGUAGCUUAAGGUCGUCCGAUCGAAGUUGAAGCAUCGUUACCAUCCGUUAACGCGCGGUUAAGUGUUCCCCACUCGGGGAUAAAAGAAUCGUUACUACCUUUCGAGGACCGCAGAUUGAUCUUUUAUGGACUGUGUGAUUAAUACAGACAUCAUUUAUGAUACUCAGUUGCUAUGAAUAAUAACAAACAAAAUUGGUCAUCGUAACACGUUUCACAUUGUCACGUAUAAUUUAUUAUAUUGACCGGUCGAUACGAAUGUCGUUACCGUUCGAUCGGGCGGGACGAUAGCUUUCUUGACACUAUGCAUAUUUGAAGCUGGGAUUCGGCAGGUGUCUCUUGUUUACAGAUAAAGCGUUUAAAGAUAUUGUAUAACGGAUGAUCUCGUAAAAACUAGUACUUUGGACUCCGUUCAGUCACCGGUCGUACGGCCAGCGGGAUAAAUCGAUCGAACCGCGCGAUCGUAUUGAUCAUUAUUUAUAAUGGCUGGGCAUUAUAAGUAAUGAGCUGUUAUUCAUUUGGUCCAUGACAGAUAUACUGAGUUGCGAUGUUCAUCUUCGCACCACGUGACAAUAUGUCGACGUCUCGUCAGGACUCGGCUGGCCGACGAAGUCGGUACGCGCGAUCCUCGACGACCACCAGCGUUACGCAGCUUCUCAGCGACUCGUGUUCGAAUCUCCUACAACGUCUGACCACCAGGGUACGCGGAAUGUCGACGGUGAACGAUAAUGUAGCCAGUAAAACGGCGGCGGCGAGGCGAUCGCCGAUCGGCAGUCGCCUGAACGGCACCCGCUACGAAGACAAGUACAGCAUUCUAGACAAGUAUUCGAGAAAGAAGCAGCAGGAUCAGGUCGAUCGCUCGACCAGAGAUUAUUUUCAUCGCACGCGCGAACGAGAUCACAGCUAUUAUCGACGCGAAGACAGUCCGUUCGUUCGCGACGAAAAGACUCUAGAACCUUCAAUGACCCGUACCGUGGUCAAGAGUCCGACCAGCGUGGUACUAUCCGAAAAAGCUUACCCUUACGUGAAGCCUUCGACGAUGAAGGAUUUCAAACGCGACAAAACGCCUGGCUAUCAUCGUAUAGACAAACAAGCUUUGUUAAACUCGGACACGUAUCGGAGGUACGGGAGACAUAAGUCCGGACACGCGGAGACGCGUACUCGCAAAGUGCGGCCGUACCGAAACGGCAAGAGCGAACAAUUGGAUUCAGUCGCCCUUAAGUUAUCUCGUUCCGGAAAAGAUGCUCUGGCGUCGAAGGAAGGAACCAAGAACGACGAUCCUGAUAAGACCCCAACCGGCAGUGUCACUAAGGAGAAUAACAACAACAAUAAUAACACGAUUCUCCAAGCGACCGACACCGACGAAACUGAUCCAGCGAUUUCAGAGAGAGCCGCCAAGCGAAAGGAGAUUCAGAGUUUGAUUUUGAAGUACGCCGCGAUGGAGGAGACGUACAGUGAACUGGCAGCGGGUGGCCAAGUGAAGAUGCGACCCAGCACCACGGACAUAAUCGCCAGGAAAUAUAGGAAAAACGAGCGGACGAACGCGUCGAAGAGUGCGUUGGACGCGAGUGUCGUUAAUAACAACCAACCAGACACGAUCCAGCUCGCGAUUAGCCCACGACCGCCCUCCGUCGAGGACGACGAAGACGGCCACCUUGUUUACCAAUCCGGCGACAUCCUGGCAAAUAGAUAUAAAGUACUGGCCACCCUAGGAGAGGGUACUUUUGGAAAAGUUGUCAAGGUUAAGGACUUGCAAAUGGAUCACGUGAUGGCGCUGAAAAUCAUCAAGAACGUAGAGAAGUACAGGGAAGCCGCAAAGCUCGAAAUAAACGCUUUAGAGAAAAUUGCGACCAAGGAUCCGGAAGGCCAACACUUGUGCGUGAAAAUGCUCGAUUGGUUCAAUUAUCACGGACACAUGUGCAUUGCCUUCGAGAUGCUUGGACUCAGCGUAUUUGAUUUCUUGAGGGAUAAUAAUUACCAGCCGUAUCCGUUGGAUCACGUCAGGCACAUUGGAUAUCAAUUGUGUUACGCCGUCAAAUUCUUACAUGACAACAAACUCACGCACACAGAUUUGAAACCCGAAAAUAUAUUGUUCGUAGAUUCCGAUUAUGAAAGCAUAUAUAAUAGCAAAAAGUUAUUCCUUCUUUUUAAGAGGAGGGACAUUAGGCGCGUAAAACGAACAGACAUCAGACUCAUCGAUUUCGGUAGUGCUACGUUCGAUCACGAACAUCACAGCACGAUCGUUAGCACAAGACAUUACAGAGCGCCUGAAGUAAUUUUAGAAUUAGGAUGGUCUCAACCUUGUGACGUAUGGUCGAUUGGCUGUAUUCUCUUUGAAUUGUACCUGGGUAUUACCUUAUUCCAAACACACGACAACCGCGAGCACUUAGCGAUGAUGGAGCGUAUACUUGGCAUAAUUCCACAUCGCAUGGCCCGCAAGACUAAGACUAAGUACUUCUACCACGGUAAAUUAGACUGGGAUGAGAAAAGCUCAGCCGGCAGAUAUGUACGAGACAAUUGUAAACCGUUACACCGUUGUAUACUGUCAGAUGACGAGGAACAUCGACAAUUAUUUGAUCUAAUCCAAAAAAUGUUGGAAUACGAACCGACCCAGAGGAUAACGUUGAAGGACGCGUUAACGCACCCCUUCUUUGAGGCGUUACCAGCGCAUCAAAGAUUGCCAGACCUCCGAGCGGCCGGCGAACCCCAACAGAGCCACGAACGAUCGCACUCUCUCUCACGAUGAAGCUAGGAAAGGGACCGACUUCCGUACUGGACAGACACUCCACUGUCGACGACGCUACUGCCGUAUGUUGCUAUUUUCGCAUCCUUGAGUCUCAUAAGACUAUGUCAUGUCGGCAACAACGUGAUUCGAUGACGUGAGCUGAUACUUAAACAAAUAGACGAAGCACAGGCGAAAUUGAAGAAUAUUAGGGAUGGAUACAUAAUUGAAUUCGAUAGACUUGAUAAAUGGAUCAGUCGAUUAAAUCGUAUCAGUUAGAUGAUGAUUAAAAGGAUAUGAUACAAAAAAUGAAAGCAGUAGUGCUCUGGUGUUGUGGAACUCGGACACGAUAUAUAGAUUAAAUUAUAAUUGAGAUCUUUGGAAUGGAAUACACGAAGUCGACGUUCUUAUCGCUGUAAAGAAUUUGUAGACAAGCGUAUAAUCUUUACGAAGUCCUUGUUACUGGCUCCUUUGAGGAAAGGUCCAGUGUGUCUGCUCAGUGUAGCGUAAUAGAGUCCCGUCACUGUACACAUUUUCUAAACACUCUUCUGUACAUUUUAUCCUUUAAUUUUAUUAUGAUGUUACAUGCAACAAAGUUUGAAGUAAAGAAGAAAAGGGUCGCAGUUUAUACUCUUGUUUGUUAUAGAUCGAUGACCACGGCGUGUUUAAUAGCAAGAAUCAGAAUUAGAGUUAAGAAACGAGUAAAUAUAUGCGUACGUGUUGACCUUAAUUAAGAUUGAUAAAAGGAGAAACUGAGAAUGAGAGAGAGAGAGAGAGAGGGAGGGAGUGUAUGAGUGAGAAAGUGUAGUAGACGCCAACUGAUCGUCGUAAAAUAUAACAUGUGUUUAGGUUUCAUAAACGACAAAAGUACAGAAUCAAUUUAUUUUAGACGAUGCUAACGUACUUCUGUUUCGACACUCUUGAUUUCACGAUUGAAACCGAUACGAGGUUUCUUUUAUCUUAAUUCGAUGUAUAAAUGAAUUUCAUUGCAUUGUCUUAAUCAUGUUACAGACAAUCAUGUGUGUUUUUAAUUUCAUUUAAACCAACGACAAAGCUGUUUGGAAAGAUGAUACGCACCGGAUUACUGUUUCCCAGAUGUUUUUUGCGUGCAUCGUAUAUGUUUUAAAAGCAGUACGAGCUUACCUAAAUAAAGAACGCCUCUGCUUUUAUUCUGUUCGAUAGAGGAAUAAAUUGUCGAGCGAAGCUCUUACCACUCACA
This is a messenger RNA of Ceratina calcarata, 7117 nucleotides long. RefSeq names its product CDC like kinase darkener of apricot (gene Doa). NCBI's taxonomy places the organism in Eukaryota, Metazoa, Arthropoda, Insecta, Hymenoptera, Apidae. The record is from RefSeq and is a predicted model, not a curated record. Gene Ontology annotation, biological process: regulation of RNA splicing; protein phosphorylation. Gene Ontology annotation, molecular function: protein serine/threonine kinase activity; ATP binding. Gene Ontology annotation, cellular component: nucleus. The transcript is spliced from 9 exons. Bases 3724 to 5922 code for a protein of 732 amino acids.